AUGGAUUACCACGUGCUCGGAUUAAUUUUAGCUUUCCUCCUCGGUGAUGCAAAGGUUUUAGCCGGUUAUCCCAUUUGGUGGUCCCUCGCGUUAGGCCAGCAAUAUACCUCGUUGGGCUCCCAGCCGAUCCUGUGCGGUUCCAUUCCUGGCUUAGUGCCCAAGCAGCUCCGGUUCUGCCGCAACUACAUCGAGAUCAUGCCCAGCGUGGCCGAGGGCGUGAAGCUAGGAAUCCAGGAAUGCCAGCACCAGUUCCGGGGGCGCCGUUGGAACUGCACCACCAUCGACGACAGCUUGGCCAUUUUCGGGCCUGUUCUCGAUAAAGCCACGCGAGAAUCUGCCUUUGUCCACGCCAUCGCCUCAGCCGGCGUGGCCUUUGCCGUCACUCGCUCCUGUGCUGAAGGCACAUCCACCAUCUGCGGCUGUGACUCGCAUCACAAGGGGCCACCAGGCGAAGGCUGGAAAUGGGGAGGAUGCAGCGAGGACGCCGACUUUGGCGUGCUGGUUUCGCGGGAGUUUGCCGACGCCCGAGAAAAUCGCCCAGAUGCCCGCUCCGCCAUGAACAGGCACAAUAAUGAAGCUGGAAGAACAACGAUAUUGGAUCACAUGCACCUGAAAUGUAAGUGCCACGGGCUGUCGGGCAGCUGUGAGGUCAAAACAUGCUGGUGGGCCCAGCCGGAUUUCCGCGCCAUUGGCGACUACUUGAAGGACAAAUACGACAGCGCUUCGGAGAUGGUGGUGGAGAAACACCGGGAAUCUCGCGGGUGGGUGGAGACGCUGCGUGCAAAAUACGCCCUCUUCAAGCCGCCGACGGAGCGCGACUUGGUCUACUACGAGAACUCGCCCAACUUCUGCGAGCCCAACCCCGAGACCGGCUCGUUCGGCACCCGAGACAGGAUGUGCAACGUGACCUCGCACGGGAUCGACGGGUGCGACUUGCUCUGCUGCGGCCGCGGCCACAACACCCGGACGGAGAAGAGGAAGGAGAAGUGCCAUUGCAUCUUCCACUGGUGCUGCUAUGUCAGCUGCCAGGAAUGCAUCCGAGUUUAUGAUGUCCACACGUGCAAAUAAAAAGGUAGG
Zootoca vivipara (common lizard) is the source of this 1077-nucleotide messenger RNA. RefSeq names its product Wnt family member 3 (gene WNT3). Gene Ontology annotation, biological process: neuron differentiation; cell fate commitment; multicellular organism development. NCBI's taxonomy places the organism in Eukaryota, Metazoa, Chordata, Lepidosauria, Squamata, Lacertidae. The record is from RefSeq and is a predicted model, not a curated record. Gene Ontology annotation, cellular component: extracellular region. Gene Ontology annotation, molecular function: cytokine activity; frizzled binding.